This is a messenger RNA of Parasteatoda tepidariorum (common house spider), 2037 nucleotides long. RefSeq lists its product as uncharacterized. Gene Ontology annotation, biological process: regulation of transcription by RNA polymerase II. Gene Ontology annotation, cellular component: nucleus. NCBI's taxonomy places the organism in Eukaryota, Metazoa, Arthropoda, Arachnida, Araneae, Theridiidae. The record is from RefSeq and is a predicted model, not a curated record. Gene Ontology annotation, molecular function: RNA polymerase II cis-regulatory region sequence-specific DNA binding; DNA-binding transcription activator activity, RNA polymerase II-specific.
CUAUUUUGGCGCUCAAACUGACCCACUUCUAACAAUAAAUAAGCAUGUUCUCAAAAAACAUGGCACUAUGUUAUAAGAUAAUAUAUUAUCUAUGUUAUAAAAUAAUAUUUUAUCCCGCAUUUUAAUCUUGUGUGUUUUAUUAUUGGAAACGUUUUAAAAAAAAUUUUCAGUCCUAAACUUUUUCGUAGUAAAUCAUCGAAAUGUUUGACAUGAACUCCAAAGACGCUUUUUCUCCUGAAAGCGGUCAGAUUGAUCAAUUUCUUGAUAAUGGAUCUCUUGUAAGCCUAGAUAUAGCUAUUGAACCAGUAAAAAAAAAUCUUUGUGAACUGUGCAAUAAAUAUUUUUCUCGUUCAUCCAAUCUAAAGAGACACAUUAGAAUUGUUCAUUUCGGGGUUAAGAAGUUUGAAUGUCAUUUUCAUAAUAAAAAAUAUCCAAGAUCUAACUAUCUUAAAACUCAUAAAAUGUUUGAUUGUGCUGAAAACACAUUUCCCCUGAAAUCUGAAAGAAGAAGAUCUGGGUUAAGAUCUGGCAAUCGCUGUAGUUUAUUACAAAGCGAGAUCUUGGGUACUUGUACAAGCAAAACAAAUCUGCUUGACAAUGCUGGCAGUCAAACCUUAAUGAAUUUAAAUACAUCAAAGCCUCAGCUUGAAUCAUCUGAUAAAGAACAACCAAUAAAGAAUAAAUUAGGUGAUUUCAAACAGACAGAGAAUAUGUUGGGUAAUAAAGACAAUUCUGGAAUUAAAAGUUCUACACAAAACAAAGCAGUGAAAGUAUCUAAUGAUUCAUGUACCAGCAUUUGGUUUAUGAGUGGUUUUAAAAAUGGAAAAGCUGCUAAUGGCACAAAAGAAAUUAUGUGUAAAAUAUGCAAGAAGAUUUUUAAUCGAAAUGAAGAUUUUUUAAAUCACUUUCACACAACUGAGAAAGGUUCACAAUGUUAUGUGUGCAAAUUUUGUCAGAAAUCUUUUACCGAGUUAAACCAUUUGAAAAGUCAUGAAAAGAUACAUAUUGUAGAAGUUCACAAAUCUUUACCUCUCAACCAAACUAAUUUAAAGGAACAAAAAAGGCACAAAUGCGAAACUUGUGGGAAGACAUUUCCUCGGAUAGGUAAAUUAAAACUGCAUAUUGGUGGCCAUACUAAAGUAGUUAGAAAACAAUAUACUUGUAUUUUCUGUGAGAAAAAAUUCAACAUAAAAUUAUCAUUAGACAAGCAUUAUUUAACUCAUACUGGUGAAAAACCGCAUGUCUGUGAUGUAUGUGGUCAUAGUACAGCUUUUAGGUCUGAACUUACUCAGCAUAUGCGCAUUCAUACGGGUGAAAAACCAUAUAAAUGUAACGUUUGUGAUAAAUCCUUUCGUACUAAAUCUACUGUUAAGAAACAUUUGCGUACUCAUACUAAAGAGAAACCUUUUAUAUGUGAUAUAUGUAACAGAGCAUUUACUCGUAGAGGUUCUCUUAAUGAGCAUUAUUUAAUUCAUACUGGGGAACGACCUUGUGAAUGUAAAAUUUGUGGAAAGAUUUUUAAUUACAAUUACAACUUAAAGACCCAUUAUUUAACUCAUACCAAGGAGAAAAAAUAUUUUUGUGAAACAUGCAACAGAGGUUUUUCUGCAAAGUUCAAAUUAAGGGAACAUAUUUAUGACCAUACUGGCGAAAAGCCAUAUUUAUGUGACUAUGGCGGCUGUGGAAAAACUUUUAAAACAAAUUUUCUUCGAUACAGACAUUCAUUUAUUCAUACUGGGCUUCAACCACAUAUCUGUGCUAUUUGUAAAAGAGGUUUUAAUCAAAAAUGUUCAUUAAUUCGUCAUUAUGUUGUUCAUACUAAAGAAAAGCCCUAUUCCUGUGACGUAUGUAAUCAAGCGUUUACUCAAAAGUCUUAUCUUUCAUCUCAUAGGCGUAAAAAGCAUAUUUAAAGAAUUAUUAAUUGCAUAUAUCUGUGAAAGCAGACACAAUGAAGCACUAAUGUUUUUUUUUUUUUUAUAUCAAGCACCCAAUAAAAAUUAUGAUUGCAAUUUUUUACAUUUGUUGUAGUCAUGUACA